This is a messenger RNA of Varanus komodoensis (Komodo dragon), 3114 nucleotides long. RefSeq names its product IQ motif containing with AAA domain 1 like (gene DRC11L). NCBI's taxonomy places the organism in Eukaryota, Metazoa, Chordata, Lepidosauria, Squamata, Varanidae. The record is from RefSeq and is a predicted model, not a curated record. Gene Ontology annotation, molecular function: protein binding; ATP binding; ATP hydrolysis activity.
AUGCCGCAGGGCCUAGCCAGCACCAGCUCUGAGCAAUUGCAGAUCAAGCGAGUGUCUUGCUACGGCCACCUUGGCUCCUGCAGGACGAGGGCUGGAGAAGAGAGCAAGAGGUGGGCAGUGCUGCAGUUCACGCAGCCGAGGGAACCUCCUCGGUCCGAAGCAGCAAAGGUCUCGGCCCGCAAGCUGCACACCACCCUCCGCAGCCACGAGGCACAAGCCGCACGCCUCCUGCAGCUGAGCCGGCUGGCCGAGCACGGGGCUCUGGUGGGCCUCAGGACUUCGCCCAGCACAGCGGUGCCCGCAAGAGACGGAGGACAAUGGGGCCAAAGGGUCGUCUUCGCCAUCCAUGAAAGGCGCUGCCUCCCGCGGCUGAGAGCUUCUGCCCAUCCUUGUGGGAAUGGGGUGGAUGGCGCCUGGGCCCACGCGAGUGGAGCAGGUGUCCUGCCGUCCCUGCGAGGGCAACACUGCCAGAGACCCGUUGCAAGCUGCCGAAAGCAACCUGCUCCCAAGCCAGAUGCCUGCGCAAGCGACUGGCUGCGGAGGCCGCUGGUGGCAGUGCCCGCUCCUGGCGCCAGGCAGGGCGCUGCUGGGCCCGCUCAGGGAUGCGGUGGGGACCGCGGGCACCAGGGCACUUCUGGCAGGCGGCUGCUCAGGCGGACCUUCUCCUCCCACAGCACGUACGGUAAGCUGUGGCGGGAGUCCCGCUUGGCCCUGACGGAACUCCUGGCCCAGGAGCUGCCCGGUGAGCCGGCCAAGCCGGAGCGGAGCCGCUCGGUCUUCUACCACACCGUGGCCACCCUCUUCCUGCGCUACGUGCAGACGGCGCGGCGCCUCGAGGCCUGCUACGACCAAGUGGUCCACCCGCAGAAGCGCAUCCUGCUCCGGCGGCUGCUCGACGGCGUGCUGGGCCGCAUCCUGGAGCUGAAGCAUGAGCUGGUGGAGCUGGACGUCUCCGAGUACCACUACAUGGACCACGUGCUGCAGGAGCUCAAGCUGACACCGGCUGACAUGGAGGUGCCCAUUCCCAAGUACUUCCUCAGUGAGCGUGCCAAGGUGCUCCAGGAGCGGAAGGAGGUGCUGGCAGGACUCCUUGAUCGUCCGCCACGCGCCGCCAUGCCGCGGGAGGAGGCGGUGAGGCUGGUGCAGAUGGCCGAGCGGAUGCGCCAGGGCCGCCUGCGGGCCCGCUUCAUGUGGGAGAUCCGGAGGGACGAGGAGCGGGAGAGGAAGGUACGAGAGGGUGGCCUCUCGAAGCCCAACCGGGAGCUAGCUGCCACCUGCAUCCAGAAGAUCUGGAAGGGACACGUGCAGCGGCGGCUCACCAAGCUGGCGCGGCAGAUGGAGAUGACGUUCAUCGGCAUGGAGCUGGAGCCGCACCGGACGGGCCCUUCCCCGGCCGCCAUCCGCGCCCAGCUGGGAGAGGAGCUGCGGCGCAUGCGCCAGGCGGACCACGAGGCCGAGUACCGCGACGCCCUGCUGCACGUGCGCGAGGCGCUGUUGGAGGCGGAGGGGCCGAGCCGGCGCGAGGCGCUGCGGGAGCAGCUGCGCCAGUGGCUCAUCGAGUGCCAUGACCUGACGGGCCGCUUCCCCGACUACCCCGAGAAGGAGAUCGGGGGCUGCGAGGUCCUCUUCGCCCACAAGACUCCAGAAGAGGUGAGGGCAGAGUUGGACCUGGCCGAGGCCAAGGCAGAUGCGAAGAAGAAGGAGAAGAAGAAGGAGAAGGAGAAAGGCAAGAAGGAGGCAGAGAAGGAGGCAGACAAGAAAGGGAAGGAAAGAAAAGGGGAGGAAGAUGAAGGCCUGACACUCUCGCCCUCCAAGUUCCUGGUGCCCCUCAACCAGGACUUCCUGCAGUACACAGGCUGCUGGAGUGACCAGGACGAGGCCAUCAACUUCGAGCAGCGCUACGAGCCAGAGCUCAUCAAGGCUGAGAAGCGGAGGGAGGUGGAGGCAGAGAUCCGGCUGCAGGUGGACGAGCUGAUGCGCGAGGAGCUCCGGAACCUGAGGCUGGCUGUGGAUCUCGAGGAAACAAAAGCCGCGAAGCCCCCCAAGGGCAGGAAGAGUGCCAAGCAGAAAAAAGGGAAGAAAGGCAAAAAGGAGAAGGACCUCACCCCUGAAAGAACCAUCAAUUCUCUGUACGAGGAGCUGGUGCUUCAGGGCAUCAUUAAAAAGCCCCAGAAGGUGCAACUGGCGGAGUACUCAGGAGAUUUCUGCUACCUGGGCACGCUACUGCGCCAGCAAGCGAUCGAGCCCACGCCCUCGACGCUGGACGUGCGGCAGAACGUCGCCCUGUACGCUGUCCUGCCCCUGGGCUCCCCGGUGGUGCACGAGCUGGCCCCCCCGGUGAAGUCCCUCCUCCUGGCCGGGCCCGCGGGCACCGGGAAGAAGAUGCUGGUUCACGCCGUGUGCACCGAGACCGGCGCCAACCUGUUCGACCUCUCCCCGGACAACCUGGCCGGCAAGUAUCCCGGCAAGAGCGGCCUGCAGAUGAUGGUCCACCUGGUGUUCAAGGUGGCCCGCCUCUUGCAGCCAUCGGUCAUCUGGGUGGGCAAUGCCGAGAAGACCUUUUACAAGAAGGUCCCAAAGGACGAGAGGGAGCUGGAUCCCAAGCGCUUGAAGAAGGACCUGCCCAGGGCCCUGAACCUGCUGAGGGCUGAGGACCGGGUGCUGCUGAUGGGCACCUCCAGCAGGCCCUACCUGGCGGACCUCAAAGGGCUCUGCAAGACCUACACACGGAUCCUGCUCCUCCCGCGGCCGGACUACGCCUCGCGCUACGUGACUUGGCAGCGGCUGGUCCAGAAGCACGGAGGGGUCGUGACAGGCAGCCUGGAUCUGAGCGCGCUGGCCAAGGUGUCGGACGGCUACAGCCAGGGCAGCAUGGCCCAGGCCGUGAAGGCGGUGCUGAGCGAGAGGCGCCUCCUGCAGCUCCCCAAGAGGCCCCUGAAUGCCAACGAGCUGCUCCAGAUGCUCGCCCGGGAGGACCCCAUCUACCCCGAGGAGGAGGAGAUGCUGAAGGAGUGGUACACCAGGACUCCGCUGGGCAAGCGGAGACUGAAGGAAGAAGAGGAGAAGCUCAAGGCUGCGGAAGCGAAAGACAAGAAGAGCAAGAGGAAUAAAUAG